Triticum turgidum subsp. durum (durum wheat) is the source of this 1431-nucleotide messenger RNA. NCBI's taxonomy places the organism in Eukaryota, Viridiplantae, Streptophyta, Magnoliopsida, Poales, Poaceae. The record is from the annotation of a GenBank genome assembly.
AUGUCGCUCCGCAAGCGCCAGCGCUCGGCGAGCAGCUCCCGCCUCUCCUCCCUCUCCUCGCCGGCGUCGCCCCCCCGCCCCGUCGCCGCCUCCGCCUCCUCCCCGCCGCUCUCGUUCCCCGGCGCCGACCUCCUCCUCCGCCUCCACCUCGACCCCUCCUCCGACGACGCCGACGCCGACGUCAAGCCCGACCCCGCCGCCUUCCUCGACCUCCACGUCUCCUCGGCGUCCCUCCUCCGCUCGCGCUACUUCGCGGCGCUCCUCUCCGACCGCUGGUGCCCCGACCCGUCAUCCUCCCCCGCCGGCCGCCUCUCCCUCGCGGUCCCCGCCCCGCCCUCCUGCGCCCGCCCUUUCCACGCCCACGUCGAGGUCGUCCGCCUCCUCCACACGCUCGACUUCGCGGGCACCAUCCGCUCCCCCGCCGACGCCCUCGACAUCCUCCCCGUCGCGCUGCAGCUCCUCUUCGACGCCUGCGUCGAGGCCUGCAUCCGCUUCCUCGAGGCCGUGCCCUGGUCCGAGGAGGAGGAGGCCCGCGUGCUGGAUCUCGCGCCGCUCCUCCCCGGCGACGAGGCCGCCGACCUCCUCGCCAGGGUCUCCCUCCCCGCCGCCGCCGCCGCCGCGGCGGGCGAGGCGGCCGCCAGGUCGCCCUCGGAGGCGAUGCUGCACGGCCUGAUCCAUUCCGCCAUCCACGGCCACCCCGUCCCUGCCGCCACCAAGGCGUUCGUGGCGAUGCUGCUCAAGGACUACCCCUCCCGCGACUGCGUGCACAAGGUGCUCGACGAGGCGUUCCUCUCCCGGCUCGACACCGUCAAGGAGCUCCUGGGCAAGUACGCCAGCCCGGACUUCAGGAUCGCCGUCGACAGCGACGAGCGAGAGGCGAUACAGAAGUUGAACCUGCACUCGGCGGUCCUGAAUGUGAAGCAUCUGCUCUGGCUCAUUGAGAGGAUGGUGGACAUGAGGGUGGCCGAUAACGCGGUGAAGCUUUGGAGCGAGCAGGUUGCGCUUGCUGCUGACUUGCAGAAGUUGCUCAAUGAUGCUGACAUGUGGAGGAACAUGGCUCCUGGGCUCCCGAUGCUUGUGACCAGAUGCACGCUCAGGCUCGCCCAUUCAGUUAUGAUUGGGGAGACGCUGGUUCCUCGGCAGGUGAGGAUGAAACUUGUCAAAAGUUGGCUUCCUGUCCUGAAUGUCUGCAGGGACAUCGCCCAACCUAUGCACAGUGGAUACAAAUCGUCAAACUGCCAAGAGCUGGAGGAGACAUUUCUUAAGAUCAUCUCCACAUUGUCCGUCCCAGAUGCUCAGGAGCUGCUGCAACAAUGCCUUGGGUUCUCAACUCGCAACGUCGAUGACUGCCAGCAUUUGGUCACCGCCUUCAAGACAUGGUUCAGGCGAGCUUCCAGGGAUCCACAAGGUCCACAAGGUGGGGAAGACUGA